Parasteatoda tepidariorum (common house spider) is the source of this 836-nucleotide messenger RNA. RefSeq names its product beta-1,4-N-acetylgalactosaminyltransferase bre-4. Gene Ontology annotation, molecular function: N-acetyl-beta-glucosaminyl-derivative 4-beta-N-acetylgalactosaminyltransferase activity; galactosyltransferase activity. The record is from RefSeq and is a predicted model, not a curated record. Lineage: Eukaryota; Metazoa; Arthropoda; Arachnida; Araneae; Theridiidae. Gene Ontology annotation, cellular component: Golgi apparatus. Gene Ontology annotation, biological process: glycosphingolipid biosynthetic process; carbohydrate metabolic process.
AUGCGUUCGAAUAGGAUACAGUGAGAAUAGCCGCUAACUAAAACUAUCAAUCAAUCAAUAGAUAUAUAUAUCAAGUUUAUUUGUGGAUAUGAUGUAUUUUUCUAUUCAAGAUAUAGUGACAUGAACCCAUCCAAAUAAGUUAACAGAAGUGUCCGAUUGCAAGAUUAAAUAGUCAUGAAAAUAAUAAAGUGUCUUUUUUUAUAUUUAAUCGCUGAAGUUUUUUCCAUGAAAAGCCUUAUUGUUAUUUUGGUUUAAAUUGCCAACUAUGCUCAUCAUCUUAAAAUGGGAUUUAGCACCAGAAAAAAGCUUAAUGGAAAAAAAUAAAGCCAUUUAUUUGAAAUCUUUGGCUAUGUAAAAAUCUUAUGAUGUAUUCAAGUUGUAUAUCAAGCUAAAUUCAUGAAAGUUUUAAAAUCUGUCAGAACGCCAGACAGAGUUAUACCGAAGUGGGAUGGCUCAACAUAGCUAUUCUCGUAUAACUUUUUCACGUACUCUCAUAUGCAAAGCUGUGAUUUUGUUGGUGUUUACAGUUAUGCUCCUGGAUUAUAGUUACUACCUUUUUUCUGAUCGGAAGCCCAUAAAUAAGAUAGUGGCUCCUGGAUUAGCAUGGAUUUCUCAUCUAAAUCAAAAAUUAAGUGAUACUAAAGCACUUUCAAAUAAUAGUUUUCUUCCUUUAAAACCUCAUAAUAUUUUAUUAAAUCGUUCUUUAGUUUCAGAGUCAUCAAAUAGUUCAAAACUUUAUUCUUCUAAGGUAGAAAAUAAAAACAUUUCUCUGAAUUUCAUAAAUUCUAGUCAUUUGGAGCCAUCCACAGAAUGUCCAUUAAUACCGCCCAAGUUAG